AUGGGGCCCGUGGAGGCGGCAAGGCUUGUAGACAUCAUGCGGCAGGUGGACGUGUCGGCGUCAGGGUCGCUGGGACGGUACGAUUUCUCGCUCGCCCUGGACCGAGCCGGGGUGGAGUUGCCAGCAGAAGACAAGGACGCCCUAUUUCGGUCGCUGUCUUCGGCGAGGACGGCAGGGACCGGGUGCGACAUCGAGAUGUUCGCCUACCUAGUCAACUUCUGGGCCGGCCGAAGCGAGGGAGAAACCACGACACCUGUCGCCAUGGCCGCGGGCAGGCGCGAGCGCGAGCAGGCCAGCCACAACAUCUUCCCAGACAACCGUCAGCGGCGACCCGCCUCCCCCUCCCCCGCCGUUGGAGACCGGCGCGAAGAAGAAGCUUCCCCAAAAACGAGGCGCGGCGGGAGCCUCCAUAACGAUGGAGACCAAUCGGCAGUGGCGACGGCGGCUGGGUUUCGGGAUCAUGCCGCUGGCGAAGGGGACAGCGGCAGUCCACCGGUGCCCUCGGCCCACCGGAGGUGUUGGGCCGACAACGUUGGCGUCGACAACGCUGCUGCUAGCAUCAGGGCCAGUGAAUCUCCGGCGCUGAGGGGUGUCGGCGGCGUGGGAGCGGGAAACAACGCCGCUGCUACCGCGGCAGGCAAGCGGAACUCCUUCUCCGUCAACAUAGGCGACAUAAUGAGCCACGUCGCCGUCAAAGACGGCCGCUCCUACUGCGGCGGCGGCGGCGGUGGCCCUAGCGGAUCGAUCGGAGGCGAGGACCCCGGCCUCGAGUUCUUCCACGACAGCAGUCGCCAGAAGCACGAGGGUGCUGUCGCCGACAGGCUUCCGCCGCCGCCGCCGGCGAGCGCUAGGGGGUCAGGGGGCUCUGAGAUGGCGGGGGUGGACGGUGGCGGUGGCGUCCAUGACCACCUCCCCGACCAGGCUUACCUGCACUCCCUCGGCUACGGGAACCUCGGGUCCGUGCUGCCGAUUCUGCUCGAUCGACGGUCGGCCUUAGAAGUGAGUCGUCGGGGAUCGACCGGGUUCGCUUUCAUCUGGCUGCUGAAUGGUGGUUUGAAGGAGGUGCCGUUGUGUGUGUCGGCCUUUCAGGAAGCACGACGGUUUUACGUGGAUCCGUCCUUUGAAGGGCCAACCUCCCCAAGUAUCAGUAGUUUGGCGGUGUGGAUUAUCCUCUAAAAAAGAUUCCGCAGGUAGUCUCAUUUCGUUUGUCGCGAAAGGGCGCUCUUUUACCCCCCCCCCGCCCCCUCCGGACACAUUGACGCUUUGAGUCAGGAAAGACACAUACUGAAACCUCACAGGUUGAUUUGUAUUGGAGAUUGCCGGACACAUAGACACGUGUUGAGUGAUUAUAGCUGUAUACUGAAACCCCACGGAAAGGGGAGGUUUGAGAUUGCCAGACACAUAGACGGGUUGCGUGGGGAUAGCUGCUGGAACCCCACGGGUUGAGUGAUGUUGGAGUGCCGGACACAUAGACGCGUUGAAUGAGGAUAGACACAUAUUGAACCUCACAGGUUGUUUGUAUUGGAGAUUGCGAGACACCUAGACGUGUUG
Messenger RNA from Ectocarpus sp. CCAP 1310/34, 1551 nucleotides. NCBI's taxonomy places the organism in Eukaryota, Phaeophyceae, Ectocarpales, Ectocarpaceae. The record is from the annotation of a GenBank genome assembly.